UCUAACCACUAGACUCUCUCUCUUAUUCACAAUUCACUCAUUUCUCUCACUAACUUUGGCAUCGGAGGAGAUCCCAGGAUCCCCCUAAGGACCUUUCCUGCAGGGUUUCAUAGACCGCCCCCGACAAUCGAAAGUCGUUCGAAGUCAGUGAAGUCUCACAAAUCGUCUGGUACAGACCAGACACAAACAUUUUGGCGCCCACCGUGGGGCCUCACGACUUCGUUAUGGAAAAGAUGGGAGACGAGUUCGAGACCCCGCUCAAAGGGAUGACCAAGAACAACACCCUUCGAGGUCUGUCGCAAAGAAUUGAAGACGAAAAAGGGCUAGAGGAGGUGGCCAAAAAUCAGGGCCAACAAAUCGCGAGCAUGCAAGACAGCCUCGUCCUCCUCCAGCUCCUAAAGACAAAAGAAGACCCCGCCGAGGGUUCAAGAAGGAGAACACGUGAGGAAAAGAAGAAGGCCAUCCACGUCUUCGACAGCCCUGCUCAGAUAGAAGGCAGAGGACCGGAGGGGGAAGAUGCGGACCUUAGUUUCCUCGAAGAGCACCUGCAGUCGACAUACGGAAAGCAUAAGAGUCCGAACGUUCUUCAAAACCUCCUGUUGAAAGAACUAUUCACAAUUCCGGUUCUCCCUAAUUUCUCAUCCUUGGGAUUACCCACAUACAGCAGGACGUCAGAUCCCGCGGAUCAUCUUUGUGCAUUCAUACUAAAGAUGCAACUCAUCAACGCGUCGAACUCAGAUUUGUGUUGCGCGUUCCCGGUCACGUUCAGCGGCUAGUGACGAACGUGGUACACCUCCCUCCCGGAAGGGAUAAUCGAGAAUUUCGAACAAUUCGCGAUGUUGUUCUCAACAAAGUUCGGGUCCCAACGACGCCGCAAGCUCACUGUCUCGGCUCUCAAAAAUUGCAGACAAAGAAAGGAGGAACCGCUUACGGAAUUCUACGACCGGUGGAAUGUGAUCGCAUGUGAUAUACAAGGCAUCUCACCGGUAGUAGUUGCAGGCAACCUCAGGAUGUUCACAAGAAGCAUCAAGCAAGGACCCUGAUAAAAAAGGAAUCCACAUUAUCGUCGUGGUCAGAUCUGGACCAGUUGGUACGGAGAGCGAUACUGCUCAAGGAAGCAUUGGCCGCCGACGACCUGAGCCGACAAGGCCGCCCUCGGGUCGAUACCCAAGAACGUGGGGACGCUCGACGUGGAAGACGCUACCCGGAGCGAAAAGCGUAUAGAAACAGUGACACAGAGCGUGAAAGUAGAAGGGAAGUAUUUUCCACCGACCAAUAGCAGGGAAGAGAAAGAAGAAGAGGCGGCAAGAAAUAUGAGGCGCCCUCCGGAUAGGAGCCACAGGAUGAAAAUAAGUGGUGCAACUGGCACCAAAUCACUACCCAUGACCCCGUCGAGUGUAGGGAGUUCAAGGCCAGCCUCAGAUACCUCACACUGGGGGAUCUUCGAAACCGCUUAGAGACACGACGACCGCAUAGGGACCACUCCCAAGAAACGCGAGCAGGAUCCUGAAGUCCAGAAGCGGACAAGAAAAAAAGGUCAAGAUCCCCGACCAGGAACAAAGCCAUCUCUCCCCAGAGGCAGUCCCCCGCCUACAGACAACCACACAAUGAUAACGACAGAAUGAAAAUUAUAACAAUCGGGGAUAUUAUAAAAUGCAGGAGCUACCUACCAAAUGGAUAUUACCGGGUAUGCUUCCACUUUGAUAAUAUUUGUCGUGUGAAGGAUUUGAUGCAUAAUAUCAAACCUUGUCGAACAUCUCCAAGGCCACAUUGAAAACAAUGAAAAGUUUCGACGGACACCAUUGGAUUACUCAAGUAAAAAAAGGAAGAAGUCGAUUUGAUUACUGAAAUUGCAGAAUGAACCGUAUUCUUCUCCGGUCUACAUCUAUGGUAUUUAUACAUAAGAGAUUAAGAGAGGAAAGAGAAAGGGCGGAAAAUAACUAACCACUAAUUGACUCUAAACUUAUUACUAUUUAGUAUCUAUACUAGCUAGCUUAACCUAUCAUCCUAAUCUUAUACAAGUGUACACUAUACUACCUAAACUAUCCUAAUGAGUUAAAAAAGGUCUAAUAUAGUCUUAUGAACACCUAAAAGCAAGGUUGUCAACCCGCGGGUUGACCCGAACCCGGUCGAGCUAGUUGGUCAAGGGUUAAUGGGUCAACCGUUUUAGCCCGGUUUGGCCCGGAAAUAUAGAAAAAGUCAUUAUGUUGUACUUAUCCUCAUAAAUUAUAUCAAAUCUUAUCUAACAUAUGACUUAUAACAUAGAAUAUUACACCAAAAUAACAUAUCGUACUUAGAUCCAACAUAUAGUGAAAAUUCACACACACACUUAUAUAACAUAAAUAUUCAAAUGUUCAACUUAGGAUUCCAAAGAUUGAGUUAGGCGAAAAGAAAAAUCGGAAAAUAAGCACAUUUCGCAUACCAAAGAAAAAAAUGACACGAUUUGACCUCCAACCCGGUACCUUGUAGCGGUCGACCCGGCGGGUGCGUACGGCCCAUUUUUCUCACCGGGUCAGGGUCAAAAUGGGUUGACCCGCGGGUUGACAACCUUGCCUAAAAGUCAGCGCAAACCACAUACGAACAUUGUAUUCUUGAGCUAAUUAAUUAUAAGGUGGCUACUUCGGUGCACUCACUUUUCAUCUUUAAAAGUGUCCAUAAUACAUCAAAAUUUUGAAC
Molecule: messenger RNA, 2676 nt
Organism: Linum trigynum
Lineage: Eukaryota; Viridiplantae; Streptophyta; Magnoliopsida; Malpighiales; Linaceae
Source: the annotation of a GenBank genome assembly